Angiostrongylus costaricensis is the source of this 3648-nucleotide messenger RNA. The record is from the annotation of a GenBank genome assembly. Lineage: Eukaryota; Metazoa; Nematoda; Chromadorea; Rhabditida; Metastrongylidae.
AUGUCGCUUCUUAUCAAAUUCGAGUCGAAAUCGGCGCGUGUUAAAGGUAUAUCAUUCCAUCCAACAAGACCGUGGGUAUUAGCGUCACUACAUAGUGGCGUGAUUCAGCUAUGGGACUACAGAAUGUGCGUUCUUCUUGAUAAAUUCGAUGAACACGAUGGCCCAGUAAGAGGCAUCUGUUUUCAUCAAGACCAGCCGAUUUUCGUUUCUGGAGGAGAUGACUACAAAAUAAAAGUUUGGAAUUACAAGCAACGUCGGUGUAUCUUCACACUACUCGGCCAUCUUGACUAUAUUCGAUCGACGUUCUUCCAUCACAAGUAUCCGUGGAUUAUAUCAUCUUCAGACGAUCAAACUGUGCGCAUAUGGAAUUGGCAGUCGCGGAACUCGAUUGCCAUUCUUACCGGACAUAACCAUUAUGUGAUGUGUGCGCAAUUCCAUCCCUCUGAAGACCUUGUAGCGUCAGCCUCUCUCGACCAAACCGUUCGCAUUUGGGACAUUUCAGGACUAAGGAAGAAGCAAUUACCUGGAGGAGGUGGAACCGUUCCUCGGCCAGGAACAGGAACCCAGUCGCAAGCAGAUCUGUUUGGGCAACCAGAUGUGGUCGUUAAACACGUGUUGGAGGGUCACGAUAGAGGCGUGAACUGGGUAUCAUUCCAUCACACUAUGCCACUACUUGUCUCAGGUUCCGAUGAUCGUCAGGUGAAAAUGUGGCGAUACAAUGAAUCUAAGGCGUGGGAGGUUGAUAGUUGCCGUGGUCAUUACAACAAUGUUUCCUCUGUUCUUUUCCAUCCGAAUGCUGAAAUAAUUCUUUCGAACUCUGAAGAUAAGUCUAUUCGUGUCUGGGAUAUGCAGAAGAGAACAAGUCUUCAUGUUUUUCGACAUGAGAACGAGCGAUUCUGGGUGCUGUCAGCUCACCCGAAUCUCAAUAUGUUUGCUGCUGGUCACGACAAUGGUAUGAUCGUCUUCAAAAUUCAACGUGAAAGACCAGCAUACUGCAUUGGUGAAAACCUGGUUUUCUAUGUCAAGGACAAGCAACUUCGUCGCCUUGAUCUUACCACCAACAAAGAUCAGGCAACAUGUAAGCUUCGCGCUGCUGCUGCUUUUAUGCAGCCGUACUAUGCGCUGUCCUACAAUCCUGCUGAAAACUCAUUUUUGCUUACAAGUCGUUCACACAAUAAGGAGCAAUGCUACUAUGAUAUCUAUAAAGUUGCGAAAGACUCCGAUGGAAACACUGAAGCUCCUGUUAGUCGCUCUCCGGGAAUAGCUGCUGUAUGGGUUGCACGCAACAGAUUUGCCGUUCUAGAUAAAAAUCAUCAGAUUUCUUUGCGUGACCUUGCGAAUAAGGAGGUACGUAAAAUAGAGAUGAACAUCCCGGUGGACGACCUCUUCUAUGCUGGGACAGGUGUUCUGCUGCUCAGAAACGAUGAUGGUCUUCAACUAUUUGACGUACAGCAGAAAAGAGUUAUGGCUCACGUAAAAGCUAGCAAAGUUCGCUACGUAAUUUGGUCCAAAAACAUGGAGCACGCUGCGCUGUUGUCCAAGCACACUCUAACACUUAUAAAUCGCAAACUUGAGGUUUUGUGCACGCAGCAGGAAUCGACUCGAAUGAAGAGUGGCGCGUGGGAUGACGGCGGUGUUUUUCUAUACACUACCUCUAAUCACAUUAAGUAUGCGUUAAUUGCUGGCGAUUGCGGCAUCGUUCGCACCCUCGAUUUACCGCUAUACAUUCUCGCUGUUCGCGGUAGUGUGCUCUAUUGUCUGAACAGAGAGGCCACGCCUGUUGAAGUGCCAGUCGAUGCAACCGAAUAUCGAUUUAAGUUAGCACUUAUCAAUCGUCGUAUUGAUGAAGUGUUAAAUAUGAUAAAAAGUUGUACGCUAGUGGGACAGUCGAUCAUAAGUUAUCUGGAAAAAAAAGGAUAUCCUGAAAUCGCUUUGCACUUUGUGAAAGAUGAGCGGACUCGUUUUGGUCUUGCUCUUGAAUGCGGGAAUCUUGAUGUCGCUCUGGAGGCUGCAAAGGUUUGUGAUGAUAAGGCCGUGUGGGAAGCGUUGGGUGAAGCGGCUCUCAUUCAAGGCAAUCAUCAGAUUGUUGAGAUGGCCUACCAAAGAACAAAGAAUUUCGAGAAAUUAUCCUUCCUCUACCUCGUCACUGGUAACACUGAAAAGUUGUCUAAAAUGAUGAAGAUCGCACAAAUGAGGAACGAUGCUCAUGGUCACUAUCAAACCGCCUUGUAUCUUGGCGAUAUAGAAGAAAGAAUCAAAGUACUAAAGGGUGUGGGACAGACUUCGCUGGCUUAUCUGACAGCGGCUACCCAUGGCUAUGAAGAGGAAGCUAAUCUUUUGCGCUCUGAACUGGAAUCGAGAGGACAGCCGAUUCCACCCGUUGAUGCCAACGCUAAGCGCCUUGUCCCACCGCCACCGAUAUUCCGAUUGGAAGAGAAUUGGCCACUUUUGUCAACUUCACGAGGUCCGUUCGAAUUUCUGGGCCUUGUUCCGCCUACCAAGGUGACUGGAACUGGUGUUUCCCAAAAACCAGCAGCAACUGCAUUUGCGAUUUCCGAUGAUGCUGAUGUACGUUUAAACUGUGAAGGAGAUUACUUGGUGGGUGAAGAUGGAGAAAUUGAGGUGGAUGAAAACGAUAUUAUCGCUGGAACUGCUGAAGACGGCGAAGGUGGUUGGGAUGUAGAAGAAGAUCUUGCGAUCCCAAAUGUGCCGAUUGCAAUAGGAUCUGAAGAUGUUGUUGUUCCGAAUCGUGCACAGCCACCGAGUUCGCAUUGGCCGUCGAACAGCCGAUUAGUUGCUGACCAUGUUGCUUCUGGAUCCUUUGAGUCAGCUUUUCGUUUGCUUCAUGACCAGAUAGGUGUUGUAAACAGGAAGCCUUUCAAAGAUGCUUUCUUAGCGGUCUAUGCAAGCUCGAAAGUCCUUUUUGGCUACCCGUUGAGAAAUUGGCAAGAAGCGAAUGGGUUACCAGCAAUAUCAGUGACGCUCGCUGAUUUGGCAUCACGAUUACAAGGAUGCUAUCACUUGACUACUGCUGGUAAAUUUGCUGAUGCAAUUGAUAAACUACGUAGGAUUCUGCUCUUCGUUCCCCUACUUGUGGUUGCUUCCAAGCAGGAGGUAGCUGAAGCUGAACAACUCAUUGAAAUAUGUAGGAAUUAUCUUGUCGGACUGGUAAUGGAAUGUGCGAGAAAAGAAAUACCGAAAUCGUCACCUGCCGAGUUAAAGCGAAAUGCAGAAAUGCUUGCGUAUUUCACACAUUGUGAACUUCAACCAAUUCAUCGAAUUCUUACACUGAGAACGGCUAUCAACGCUUUCUUUAAAUUGAAGCAAAUGCGAACCACCGCAUCGAUGUGCAAACGUCUAUUGGAGCUCGGUCCUAAACCCGAUGUUGCCGCACAGAUCAGGAAAGUGCUUGCUGCCGCUGAACAGGAUAAUAAGGAUGCUCAUGAGUUGGCUUACGACGAACACAAUCCAUUCGUUAUAUGCUCACGAAAUUUUGUACCACUCUACCGAGGAAAGCCUCAGUGUAAAUGUCCAUUCUGUGGAGCAUCCUUCUCUGCUGGUUUGGAAGGAACAGUUUGUGAUAUCUGUGAGGUGGCUGAGAUCGGGAAGGACGUUAUUGGAUUACGAAUUUCAUCACUUCAAAAAUAG